UUCUGCCUGCUACGCCGCAGAGGAUGCUGGGAAAUGUUGUCAUUAAGGAGAGUUUGGAGCCGAGGUGAAAUGUGUCUCUUAAAAAUGUGAAUACGACAACGAAGACCUCUUCUGUUUUUAACGUCACAUGCAUCUUUUUUUCCCCAAGUCAUCCAGAAUUCCUCUUUAGCGCGACCUUGUGGAUGCUGCCAGCAGACAAACAUGGAGGACAUACGCGCUCAGAUGUCCUUCUUUUCCAGCCCGGUGUACGGUCGAUACUGGCAGCACUACCAGCAGGCGAUGGCGUGGCAGCAGAGGCACAGGCGAGCUUACCAAAAGGCCCUAGAGGCCGCUUACGGCCCCUUCGACCGGCCCCAGCGCCGUCCCGACACCCAAGAGCGCUACGCUGACUGGCACGCCAGCAAAAGUGACAGCGAAGAAGAAGAGGAGAGCCGCUCGGACUGCGAGAUUGAAUGCGACGUCAGCAACAUGGAGAUCAGCGAGGAGCUUCGGCAGUAUUUUGCCCAGACGGAGAAACACAGAGCAGAGUUAAGGAAGCAGCAGCAAAUUGAAGCAGAGCGACAUGACAGCUACGUCCCGGCCGACCAGGACCUGCGCAGCGUCUCCUGGCGAACCAGCGCGGCCCCGCCCUGCGAGCGGCCAGGCGAGAGGCGUCGGGCUGAGAUGAAGAAGCUGUACGGCGAGGACGCCGCCAAGAUCCUGGCCAUGGAGACGUCCAUGCAGCUCACUUUUGACAGGAACUGUGACCUCAAGCAGCCCAAGUACUGGCCUGUCAUUCCUCUCAAGCUUUAGCAGUCAGACUGGGCCGUGGAGGGUGUUUUUUAAAUUAUUUGGCACAUUAUAAGCACAAGUUUUUAAUUACCAGCCCUUAAAUAAUGCCAUGUGCACUGCCUUCCAGAGACGCUUCAAGAGACUUCCUGUGACAUCUCCCAGGUGAUGGAUGACGUACAGUAGAGGUUCAAACAAGUGCCUACACGCAUGUUUCUCUUGAUGCGUUUUUGUUUGCGCCCCCAGCUGGCUAAUGUUUCAUGGUGCAGUAGUUCCUCUAAUGCCUGUCAACUCAGUUCAACCACACAAAACACACAAGAAGCUCUCUUGCAUGACUGGUUCCAAAAGUCCACAUUUGAACAUGCGCCAGCAGCAGAGCUUUGUAACAUCUCUAAACUGGAACAUACACUGCGACUAUUUGCCUUUGACCUGUCUUUCUAAUAAAGUUAUCAUUAAA
Molecule: messenger RNA, 1225 nt
Organism: Entelurus aequoreus (snake pipefish)
Lineage: Eukaryota; Metazoa; Chordata; Actinopteri; Syngnathiformes; Syngnathidae
Gene: gemin8
Product: gem (nuclear organelle) associated protein 8
Exons: 4
Coding region: 202-792 (196 amino acids)
Biological process (GO): spliceosomal snRNP assembly
Cellular component (GO): SMN complex
Source: RefSeq, a predicted model, not a curated record